GGCCGGCCUUACGAUUCGCCGACCUCCAAAAUUUCCGCUACAGCGACACCAAGUGAUCGCAACAACAGAGCCACCAACCUCACAGCGCCAAUUGACAAGCACAUAUUGGCCAUGGGCGGGCGACAAAUCAGACCCGCAAAGGUCUACCAGACCGUCAAAGAGGAGCUCAGCCACCGAGUCCUCGGAAGCUCAGCAUCAAACCCACCACCAUGGUUUAAUAUUAUGACCUCCGUGCCUCCCGCCGAGUCCCUCGUCCGAACCCUCUCUCCGCACCGAUGGGCAACCAACCCCAAAGCCAAGAAGCCCAAGAACCUCUUCCGCCCGCAACGCAUAGCCUACCUCGAGGACUCGCUACGGAACACAUUCUACAAAGAUCACCCUUGGGAGCUCGCCAGGCCUCGUAUCAUUCUUGAGUUGGACGGAAAGGAUUACCAGCGAUGCGAUUGGAGCAAGGGUCUGCAACAGCAGGGCAUCCCUCUGACGGGAGAAUGUGUCGUACAACGCCAGAUGUGGCUCAUGAACAACGAGAAGAUGACCAAGCGCAAGGCCUACGACGUGACCCGCCGCGAGUUCUACCGCAUCCGACAAGAGGAGGAGAUCGAGAAGCGUGUAGCCGUCGAGGAGGCUCGCCACGUGGGUGCCUACUUUGGCAAGACCCGUAUCGACGUCGCCCACCACCUGGAGGACCGCGAGUUUGAGAACUGGAAGGUCUGGGCCGGCAAGGAGACGGAGAAGCAAGAGGCGCUACGCAAUUCUGAAGUUGAGAGCUUUGGAGAGGAAGAAGACGUCGAGGUGGAGGUAGAAGCUGCGCCAGAGGCCGCUGUCGCGGAGGCGAAAGCAUGAGCUUGCAUUUUAGAGGGAAGAGGCCCUCAUGUACACACUCUGUAAAAACUACCUAUGUAACAGAACCCCCA
Molecule: messenger RNA, 914 nt
Organism: Ilyonectria robusta
Lineage: Eukaryota; Fungi; Ascomycota; Sordariomycetes; Hypocreales; Nectriaceae
Product: mitochondrial ribosomal protein S25-domain-containing protein
Exons: 3
Coding region: 112-843 (243 amino acids)
Cellular component (GO): mitochondrial small ribosomal subunit
Molecular function (GO): structural constituent of ribosome
Source: RefSeq, a predicted model, not a curated record